This is a messenger RNA of Hippopotamus amphibius kiboko, 1796 nucleotides long. Its product is annotated as kallikrein-7-like. Gene Ontology annotation, molecular function: serine-type endopeptidase activity. The coding region runs from base 125 to 892 and encodes 255 amino acids. Lineage: Eukaryota; Metazoa; Chordata; Mammalia; Artiodactyla; Hippopotamidae. Gene Ontology annotation, biological process: proteolysis; positive regulation of antibacterial peptide production. The transcript has 6 exons. The record is from RefSeq and is a predicted model, not a curated record.
CACCCUAUGCAGGUCUGGAGACGCUUGGCUCCCAACCGACUCUGGAGCCCAGGUCAGAUCAGAGCCUCCGGAGAAGAGACCCUUCCUCUGCCUGGCAGCCCCUAAGAGACUCAGAGAGGCCCCCAUGGCAGGCUUCCUUCUCCCACCCCCGCUGAUCCUACUGCUGUCCGCAGCCCUGGGAUCUGCUGCACAGGAAGCCCAGGGUGACAGGAUCAGGGAGAGGAUUCUGUAUGGAGACCCAUGUGAAAGAGACUCCCGGCCGUGGCAGGUGGCCCUGUUCAAGGGUAAUCAGCUCCGCUGUGGAGGCGUGCUGGUCAAUGAGCAGUGGGUGCUCACCGCUGCCCACUGCAUGAUGAGUGCGUACAACGUGUACAUGGGCAGUGAACAGCUGGGAAGAGGCCGGAAGAUCAGGGCCACAAAGUCAUUCCGCCACCCUGGCUACUCCAAACAGACCUAUGAUAAUGACCUCAUGCUGGUGAAGCUAAAUAGCCGGGCCAGGCUGUCACCCAGUGUGCAGAAAGUCAGCCUGCCUUCCGGCUGUGAAGCCCCUGGGACCGCAUGUGUUCUUUCUGGCUGGGGCACCAACUCCAGCCGUGUUGCCACCCAUCCAAAGGAGCUCAUGUGCAGAACUGUCACCCUCAUCUCCUCUGAAGACUGCAGGAAGGUUUACGGGGACGCGCUGGGAGAUUCCAUGCUGUGUGCUGGGAACCUCGAUCCCACCACGAAUGCCUGCAGUGGUGACUCAGGGGGACCCUUGAUGUGCAAAAAUACUUUGCAAGGUGUGGUGUCCUGGGGAAGCUUCCCUUGUGGCCAAACCAACAACCCAGGUGUCUAUACCCAAGUCUGCAAGUACGUGGACUGGAUAAAUGACACCAUGAGAAAGCACCGCUAAUCUCUCAAUACUCCCGUCUCUCCAUCCCUGCGCCCUGAACAGGAAGUUCACAGAAAUAUGGACAUCGAUGACCUACAGUGAUACCUAACUUUACCUUUCCUCAAAGGCAUAUCAAAACCUCAACAAUAGGGCUUCCCUGGUGACACAGUGGUUAAGAAUCCGCCUGCAAGUGCAAGGCACACGGGUCCGAUCCCUGGGCCGGGAAGAUCCCAUAUGCCUCAGUGCCACUAAGCCCAAGUGCCACAACCACUGAGCCUGCACUGUGGGGCCCGCAAGCCACAACUACUGAGCCCAUGUGUCGCAACUACUGAAGCCCAGGCGCCUAGAGCACGUGUUCUGCAAGAAGAGAAGCCACCGCAAUGAGAAGCCCAUGAAUGUAACGAAGAGUAGCCCCUGGUCACCUAAGCUAGAGAAAGCCUGAGCAGCAACAGAGACCCAAUGCAGCCAAUAAUUUAAAAAAAAAAAAAAAAAAACCCACCUCAGCAAUAUACCAUGCGUGUGAGCGAAUCAACUCAGCAAGGACCUAAAACCAAAACAAGAAACACAAAAACCUAGGUGCUGGUAAAGAGGUAGUGAGACCAGCACUCUUGGCCACUGAAAUUGUAAAUUCAUGCAAUUUGUAUGGAAGUUGAUUUGGCAAUGUGACUCAGGACCCUUGUUCUCCACACUUGACCCAGUAAUUCUAGUUCUAGGAAGACAUUACUAAAAAAUUGAAAAUCAAAAAUGUGGAUCAAGGUUUGAAUUUAUCACAACAUUAUUUAUCAUAGCAGAACAGUGGAAACACUGAACAUGUCCAGAAUCAGUGGAGUGUUUAAGUAAACAACAGGCUGGCUUGAGACAAGGAUAUUGUGAAGCUGUUAAAGCAAAUAAUUGUGCAGAAUUGUUAGUGUUACACACAGAUGUU